This is a messenger RNA of Charadrius vociferus (killdeer), 792 nucleotides long. It is a transcript of the gene LMAN2L, whose product is annotated as lectin, mannose-binding 2-like. Gene Ontology annotation, biological process: endoplasmic reticulum to Golgi vesicle-mediated transport; endoplasmic reticulum organization; Golgi organization. Gene Ontology annotation, molecular function: D-mannose binding. Gene Ontology annotation, cellular component: endoplasmic reticulum membrane; Golgi membrane; endoplasmic reticulum-Golgi intermediate compartment. The transcript has 8 exons. The record is from RefSeq and is a predicted model, not a curated record. The coding region runs from base 1 to 792 and encodes 263 amino acids. Lineage: Eukaryota; Metazoa; Chordata; Aves; Charadriiformes; Charadriidae.
AUGGCGGUGUGCUCUCCGCCGUGUUACCUCCGAGACUGGGAGAUGCAGGUGCAUUUCAAAAUCCACGGGCAAGGCAAGAAAAACCUGAACGGAGACGGCUUUGCCAUCUGGUACACCAAAGAUCGGAUGCAGCCAGGACCUGUCUUUGGAAGCAAGGAUAACUUCCUGGGCUUGGGAGUGUUUGUGGACACCUACCCGAACGAGGAGAAGCAGCAGGAGGCUCAGAAGAGGAGGUACAGCCCGGGAAAUCAGCGCGUCUUCCCCUACAUCUCGGCCAUGGUGAACAACGGUUCUCUCACCUAUGACCACGACCGGGACGGGAGACCGACGGAGCUCGGGGGCUGCACGGCCAUGGUGCGCAACCUCAACCAUGACACCUUCCUGGUGAUCCGCUACGUGAAGAGGAGACUGACGGUGUUGAUCGAUAUUGAUGGUAAGCACGAGUGGAGAGACUGCAUCGACGUGCCGGGCGUACGCUUGCCCCGUGGGUACUACUUUGGGACCUCUUCUGUCACCGGAGACCUGUCAGACAACCACGACAUCAUUUCGCUGAAGCUUUACCAGCUGACGGUGGAACGGACGCCGGAGGAGGAGAAGCGAGACAGAGAGGUUUAUUUACCGGUUGUGGACAACCUAAAGCUGCCGGGAAUGGAGGCGCCGCUGGAGCCCAUGAGCGGCCUGGCUCUCUUCUUAAUCGUCUUCUUCUCCCUUGUUGCCAUCGUUUUCGCCAUUGUCAUUGGAAUCAUCAUCUACAACAAGUGGCAGGAGCAGAGCCGGAAACACUUCUAUUGA